UCAUUCGCCACUUCGUGCAGUGCUCGAGAGGACAAUUUUGAGGACCGCCGAAGCCUGCAUCCUCUUUUCCUUCACCUGCCGCCCGCAAGCACCUCUCGCUCUAGCACUAUGGCGGCCAUUCUUCGGAUUCCGGCUCCGCUCUCCACCUAUCGCCUCACUCCGGUCUGCAAAGGCCGCGGCGGUGGAGGCGGAGGCGGAGGCAAGGGCGGCGGUGGCGGAGGCAAGGGCGGCGGUGGCGGCGGGAAGAGCGGCGGUGGCGGCGGAAAGGGCGGCGGGAUUUCCCAACAAUCCGCUGCGCAAAUUCAGAGUCAGGCUGCGCGCCAGGGCGCAGCGGGAAAGGGCUCCCCCGCGGCUGCGGCGCAGCGCGCAGCGGAUGCGCCGUAUAAGGUGACAUCGCAGAACGCGGCGACGAUUCAGAGCUUCACGGCGACGACUUACGGAGCGGUUGAGAAGGGUUCGUUUGCGUCGGAGGCUCAGAGCCAGGCUGCGGCAAACGACAAGUAAGGAUGAGAGUGCGAUAUUUUGUUUACGGUGCGGCCUGUGUUGUUCUGGCUGGCUGUGUAAUUAAAGGUGUGAUAGGUGAUAUGGGAUUUGUAUUUAGUAUGCACGGGCAAUUGCAAUCGUAUGAUUGCUUUAUGAGCACCGUUCGAAGAUAAUUGACUCUGACCUCAAGCCAGACUGCCUCGAGACAUGUGUGGUGCAAUAUGUAAGUUGUAUGUGGCCAACUUCAACCGAGUACAAAUUCUUACUCUCAUAACGGGUUGCCGAUGCUGCUCUGGUUAUUAGCUUUAUAACGGGUAUAAAGGCUGCAACUGAAUGUGGGCAAAGCCUAUGCCAUGCCAUGGCAUGCAAUGCGACCCCAACUUCCAUUAUGUGGAAUCAUCAAGCCAGCAUCAACUUCCAACUUACAGCAAACCUAGAAAGCUAACAGCUAUACCGGACCGCGUAUUAUAACCAACACCAUGCAGGAGCUAACCGCAUGCCGUGCGAUGCGAGUGCAAAUGUUGUGAAGCCAUCGUGCAAGAAUAAUGUACGACCCGAUAUGUUUAACCCUCGCAUGGAAUUACCUUUUCACGCCAUGAGCACGGCUUGGUCAUGCGACAUGACGAGUCCAAACAUACCCGCUGUAGGACCCGUGCGAGACGUUCUCGAGAAGUUCCAGAAAGGAGACAAUACACACCCGCUGUCGCAUCCGCGACCCGAGCAGUGUCCGUCGUGCGAGUCGCCUUCACGUGACAGUUCGCUUGAAGCCUGUAACUGGAACUCGAACGACGCCCCUCGCUAGAGAGGAUUCUUCUCGCACGCGAUUCUUUUUAUAAAGGUGCUGGUAUUUUUCAUUCCUACGCAGAAGACCCGACGAUCGUUUUCAAAACCGCGGUCGAGCUAUUCCUGUUUGAUACUCUCAGCACGUCCUGUGUUCUUACCUCGACAUCCUGAAAUGACGACUGUCGUGCGAAUCGCGGCCUGUCAUGGCUGCCUCAACGUUCGGAUGAUGGCCAAGGGUGGGGGAGGCGGAGGCGGGGGAAAGGGCGCAAGCAGCGGCGGCGGCAAGGGCGGAGGAAAAGGCGGAGGGGGAGGCGGAGGCAAGAGCGCCAGCAGCGGCGCUAAAACCGGCGGCGGCGGCGGUAAGAGCGCCCCCAUUUCCGGCAAGACUGCGUCCCAGAUCCAGAGUUCCUCCGCGAAAAUGGGCGGCGGAGCGGUGGCGAAGGGUUCCGCCGCAGCCGCGGCGCAGCGAGCGGCGGCUGCGCCGUCCAAGGUAACCGGCGGCGACGCAGCGGCUCUACAGAGCUUCACGGCGAAGACGAGCGGAGAAGUUGCUAAGGGAUCGCCUGCGUCUCAGGUUCAGAGCACAGCGGCGGGAAAUGAGGCGGGAAAGGGGGAAUAGGUCAAGCAGGGGCAGAAAGAUGAGGGCGAAAUUGUACGCGUUUGUCUCUGUCCCGCGUUUUCUUGUUAGCGUACCAUGUGAAAAAAUGUGUAAACAGAAGUGCAGAACACUAGUGACCAGAUUGCAUGACAACUUUCAUAGAUGCCAAAAAGAGAGAUCAUGAGGAACAAAGCAAGCAACCCAUGUGUUAGUGUCUUCCAAAUCACCUUCAGCCGUUCUCCGGUAUAGAAAUGC
Messenger RNA from Closterium sp. NIES-67, 2119 nucleotides. The record is from the annotation of a GenBank genome assembly. NCBI's taxonomy places the organism in Eukaryota, Viridiplantae, Streptophyta, Zygnematophyceae, Desmidiales, Closteriaceae.